Molecule: messenger RNA, 573 nt
Organism: Fonsecaea pedrosoi CBS 271.37
Lineage: Eukaryota; Fungi; Ascomycota; Eurotiomycetes; Chaetothyriales; Herpotrichiellaceae
Exons: 3
Coding region: 1-573 (190 amino acids)
Source: RefSeq, a predicted model, not a curated record
AUGGCCGGGUCUGAAGAGGACUGCUUCUGCAAGGGGUCGAUCCCAGUGAGGAAGACCUGCCUGUUGAUGAUGAAGCUGUUGCGCAGCAUGACGAUGGAUUUCAGACGUGAGGUCUUUGAAGGGAUUGCCCGGGAGAUGGACACGGAUGUGGACUCGUUGUUCUCUCUGUAUCACAAGAUCUGCAUCAGCAAAAAGUUGGCUCGACGGCUUGGAUGUCCUGACGCGAUCGACAAGAGAGAACGACUUCGGCGAGGACAGAAGAAAAGAAAUCGAGAGAGGUCGGCGCAGCGGUCUAUCAAGAGGGAAGCUCGAAUGGUGUCUGAAGAGGAACAAGAGGCCAAAGACACAAAGGACGCCGAAACGGGGAUCGACGAAGAAGAAGCAGCAGCAACGGUGACAAUUGGUGUCCCGACUAUCAAAGAACAGGACCACGAGGGCCUUGAAGCAAGAGAGUAUAGUGGCCUGGCCCAAUACUAUGGAGGUUCUUCGCUGCUUGACCAACACCAACGAUUCCCGUUUGAAGCUGAUGACGGCGAGUUGAUCCAUGAGUUGGACGAGGACAAUCUUCCCUGA